CAGCUGUUUAGCCUUGCGUUUUACUUUUAAGUUGCUGGUCGGAAAAAUUAUUUUACGAAAAUGUCGGUUAUAUUAAGACAUAAACUGCCCACGCAAUGGCUUUUAAAGCAAAUUUGUUACAGCACCAGCGCCAAAUCGAGCAACGAUGCGGCAAGUGCCAAAACAAUACCGAAAAAUUUGCUCGAGGAUAAGCAAACGGCGAAUUUGCAAAAGGAAAACGGCGCCAUAUUCGAUAAGCGCCCAUUUAAACUGCACUUGGACAAAGACAAAACCUACAGCUGGUGCCUGUGCGGUAAAUCAAAAUCUCAGCCGUUGUGCGAUGGAACGCACAAAAACGAAUUUCUUAAAAUUAAACUGAGGCCCAUACGCUUCAAGGUGGAGAAGACGGGCGAUUAUUGGCUCUGCAACUGUAAACACACCACGCAUCGUCCCUUCUGCGAUGGCACCCACAAGCAGCAGCACAUCCAAGACGCCGUUAAAUAAUUUUCAAAAUACAUAAAUAGAACUUUU
Molecule: messenger RNA, 510 nt
Organism: Drosophila arizonae
Lineage: Eukaryota; Metazoa; Arthropoda; Insecta; Diptera; Drosophilidae
Cellular component (GO): mitochondrion
Molecular function (GO): 2 iron, 2 sulfur cluster binding
Source: RefSeq, a predicted model, not a curated record